GUGGAUGAAAAGGAGCAGAAAGAGGAGGAGAAGGAUUUUCUUUCUUUUUGGAAUGCUAUGAAGAGAAGCAGCGUUGCGGUAUUUAUUAGAAAGGAGAAAAUAUUAAUCACCCCACCCCCUCUUGGCCGUGGGCCGUGACGUCACCUCAGGAAGUCAUUGUAGUGCGCGAGUACGGUGAUUAGCGGCAAAAGGUUCGAGCGAGUGCGGAGUGUGAUGCGGCAGCCGGACGGAGCUGCAAACCAGCUGCGCAUUGACGCGCAACUUUCACGCAACUUCCAAUAAAAGCCAAAGAAGAAGAAAACCUGGGAGUGGGGUGGGGGGGCGACCUGCGCGCGGAUGCCGUGGAAGUUCACCUGCUGGAUUGUGGACUUAUUUACCUUUUUUUUCUUUUCUUUUUCUUUUUUUGAAUUUCUUUUCUCCGGCGUGCCAACUUUUUUGGGGUUGUGCAUGUGAGGAGAGGCGCGCCCGGGCUGUUAUGACGACCCCCUCCCGCUAAGAUGGAGGCAUCGAGCGGCUCCAGCUUCGGAAUUGACACCAUCCUGGCGGGCGGGCGGGCAACGCCGUCCCCGCCGCCGUCCUGCUCGGACGCCGACACGGUGGCGGAUACGGCGCCCUCGUCGCCGCUCUCCGUCACCGCGGAGCACCCGUCGGACCCCGACGCCAACCCCCUCCACCACCACCUCCACCAUCACCACCAACAUCAUCAUCAUCACAACCAGCACCAGCACCACGGGCCGCCGGCGCAUCUUCCCCCUCCUCCGCCGCACCACCACCUCCUCCUCCCCGCGGCCGGCGCGGGUUGCAGCGGCCCGCGGAGCGCCACCUCGUCUUUCCUCAUCAAGGACAUCCUGGGCGACGGCAAGCCACUGGCCGCAUGUGCGCCCUACAGCACCAGCGUGUCCAUGUCGCCCAGUAAGGCCGCCGAGAGCGCCUCGGGCCCGGACGGUUUCCGGCCCAAGAUGGAGCUCCAGGACGAGGGCCGGGGCGGCAAGAUGGAGCGGCGGGAUGAGAUGCUGCUACACGGCGACAAGUGCAACGGCAGCAAGGAGGAGGGCGAGCGCGAGAUCUCAAGCAGCCGCGACAGCCCGCCGGCGCGCACCAAGAAGCCCCGCAAGGCGCGCACGGCCUUCACCGACCACCAGCUCAACCAGCUGGAGCGCAGCUUCGAGCGCCAGAAGUACCUGAGCGUGCAGGACCGCAUGGACCUGGCCGCCGCGCUCAACCUCACCGACACGCAGGUCAAGACCUGGUACCAGAACAGACGGACCAAGUGGAAGCGUCAGACGGCGGUUGGCUUGGAGCUGCUGGCUGAGGCCGGCAACUACUCAGCCCUGCAGCGGAUGUUCCCGUCGCCCUACUUCUACCACCCGAGUCUCCUGGGCUCGGUGGACGGCAGCACUGCGGCGGCGGCGGCCGCGGCCGCCAUGUACAGCAGCAUGUACCGGACUCCCUCCGCGCCGCACCCGCCGCAUCCGCCGCACCCGGCGGCCGCGGCGGCAGCGGCGGCGGCGGCCGCGGGCAUCCAGAGGCCGCUGGUGCCCCGCGUGCUCAUCCACGGCCUUGGACCAGGGGGCCAGCCGGCACUGAACCCUCUGUCGAGUCCGCCGCACGCGCGGUAGGGACGCUAAAAAGGAAAACUAAAACAACAACAAACCAACCAAUUAAAAAAAAAAAAAUACACUAAAGACAUUUAACCCCGCGCACACGUGGCGGGGAAAGGAGAUAAAAGACUCUGGAACACGCGGACUGCUCGCGUCUGAUUGUUCGUUUUUGCUUUGUCUUUUUGUACAAAAUCCACUUAACAUUAGCAAAUAAACAGUUAAAGUUUAUUAUUAGAUGGAGAAGAACGGAAUGAAUAAAGACGUAAUGCAAACGUACAACUUUUCUUUUCUUGUUACCUGGCCGUCUAAAAACAAUUUUGUUAAUUUUUUUUUUUUUAAAAGUCCAAUUUACUUGUUAAACGUUGCAGAUUUAGCUUGGUGACCGACAUUUGCGCGUAGUGGCGGUGAAUGCGCGUGCACGCGCUUGGCAACGUAAACGCGCAGGGAUUGGGAAUGUGGCCCUGCAGCUGCUCACACAUUUCUCCACUUCUCAGCGGGACACGCUGCAAAGGAAAAAACGACAAAUUCUCCAAAAGCCAGCAGGGCUGCACGGGAGCCCUUUUCCCAUCAGGGGCCAUUUGGAGAGCCGUGCUAAAUUUUAGUCAUUGUGUGAUUAUUAUUAUUAUUAUUAUUAUUAUUAUCAUUAUUAUUAUUUAAAGUACGUUCCUAUUUAGCCGCACGAUUUUACCCCACAGUUGCAAUGACGUAAUUUGCAUUUCCAACUCUAUAUCAACUUCAUAAGAAAAUAUAUUUUCCAUUUAAGGGCAUAUACUCAAUGUUAUCGAUUUUAGUUUGUUUUAGAACUAUGACCCCAGAGGUUUUUAUGCGAUGAUAUUUAGAUAGCUUACAUCAUGGCCACUUGCACAAACAAACACGCUUAUUUUACUGCACACGAAGGAGCAACUAUCUUUUUACUACUUUGAUAUUUCAGUUUUAAGAACUAUAGAGUGGACGAAAUUUAUAUGCCCCCCCCCCCCACC
Syngnathus acus (greater pipefish) is the source of this 2581-nucleotide messenger RNA. It is a transcript of the gene barhl2, whose product is annotated as BarH-like homeobox 2. Lineage: Eukaryota; Metazoa; Chordata; Actinopteri; Syngnathiformes; Syngnathidae. The record is from RefSeq and is a predicted model, not a curated record. Gene Ontology annotation, biological process: regulation of transcription by RNA polymerase II. Gene Ontology annotation, cellular component: nucleus. Gene Ontology annotation, molecular function: RNA polymerase II transcription regulatory region sequence-specific DNA binding; DNA-binding transcription factor activity, RNA polymerase II-specific. Bases 498 to 1619 code for a protein of 373 amino acids. The transcript is spliced from 3 exons.